UUCUUUUAAUCCCAAUAUAAGUAAACUCCUCCUCACAUUCAUCACAGUAUUCAAGGAGGGACCAGGACCAUGAAGAACCUCACUUUGCCCGAAUCCGUGGCCGGAAAACCACCCCAAUUGGCCGGAGAUUGCUGGUUCGACGAUGCAUGCAUCUUAGACAUGGAUUACUUCGUCAAAACCGUGGCUGGCAUCAAAGCCAAAGGGGUCCGUCCUGAUCUCAUUGGCUCAAUCAUCGCCCACUACGCCUCCAAAUGGCUACCCGACCUCUCCGAUGACUCCGACUCCGUUCAAGAAUCCCCGGAGAGCGUUACAGCGUCUUGGAUGAAAAAAAGAUUCUUUGUCGAGACUCUGACGGGAAUUCUCCCACCGGAGAGGGAUUCCAUUCCCUGCAACUUCCUGCUGCGGCUCCUGAGAACUGCAAACAUGGUGGGUGUGGAGCCGAGUUACAGGGCGGAGUUGGAGAAGAGGAUUUCAUGGCAGCUGGACCAGGCUUCUUUGAAGGAGCUGAUGAUACCGUCGUUUAGCCACACUAGCAGUACAUUGCUUGAUGUGGAGCUUGUUGCAAGGCUGGUGAAAAGGUUUGUGGGGUUAGAUGAGGGGAUUAAUAAAACUGGUGCUGCUCUGGUUAAGGUGGCCAAGCUUGUGGAUUCUUACUUAGCAGAAGCUGCUCUGGAUUUUAAUAUGAGUUUGUCUGAGUUUAUAGAGCUUGCUGGAGCUCUUCCUAGCUAUGCUCGUGCCACCGAUGAUGCUCUUUAUCGUGCCAUUGAUACUUAUCUCAAAGCACACCCAGGUGUGUCGAAGCAUGAAAGAAAAAAUCUGAGCAGACUGAUUGACAGCAGAAAACUAUCCCCAGAAGCAUCACUCCACGCCGCACAAAACGAACGUCUACCAGUCCGAGCCGUGAUCCAAGUCUUGUUUUCUGAGCAAAACCGGGCGAACCGUCACAUAGACUGGAGCGGUUCAUUCAGUGGAACCAGAAGCCCAAACCCAAUGCUGGAACCUCCAGGUCGAUGUAUGUCGAAGCGAGAAAUAAACGCGACACAAGUGGAGGUGAAGAAGCUAAGAGAAGACGUGAUGAGGCUGCAAAACCAGUUGAGCUUGCUGCAAAUGCAACUGGAACGAGUGGCGGAGAAGAAGAAAAGUUUUUUCAAGUGGAAAAAUCUGGGGUUGAAGACGACGUCCUCUAGGCUUGAGAAGAUUAAUGAAGAGGUAAUUAAAGGUGAAGAGGUUGCAUUUGGUCGAGAAACUCCCAUGGCCAUGGAUGGGAAAUCCAAGCUAGCUCGUGGCAGAACUCCUCCCAAGUGGAGGAAAUCCACGUCUUGAUUGCUUAACAAUUUCACUAAUUAAAUCAUUUUCUACUUAUUAAUAAAUAAAUAAUUUAAAUAUUUUAUUGUGCUAAUUUUGUAAUGUAAGUUAAAAAAAAAAUAAUUUUAUUUAAUAAAAGUACUCAUGAUAACGAUAAUUAUAU
Messenger RNA from Carica papaya (papaya), 1468 nucleotides. RefSeq names its product root phototropism protein 3-like. The record is from RefSeq and is a predicted model, not a curated record. Lineage: Eukaryota; Viridiplantae; Streptophyta; Magnoliopsida; Brassicales; Caricaceae.